Messenger RNA from Truncatella angustata, 1551 nucleotides. RefSeq lists its product as uncharacterized. Gene Ontology annotation, molecular function: FAD binding; oxidoreductase activity. The transcript has 5 exons. The record is from RefSeq and is a predicted model, not a curated record. Lineage: Eukaryota; Fungi; Ascomycota; Sordariomycetes; Amphisphaeriales; Sporocadaceae. The coding region runs from base 1 to 1551 and encodes 516 amino acids.
AUGAUUUCCGUCCUGCAUAAGGGCCACGUGGCGACCCUGGCUCCCGGGUGGAUAUCACUCCUCUUCACGCUGUGCAACUGGUCCUCUGCUGCAUGUGCUGCUGCUGCUGCUGCCACUGGGACUCGGCGUGCAGCUUACGAUAAUGUGUCAAGCAUUCUGACUACCCAACAAUGGUCGACUGGCACAAACUUCUCAUUCCCAGGCUCUCCGGAGUUUUUCCCCGUAACGGAGCGAUGGACAACCAUUCAUGCCCCGUCAUAUAGUGGUGUCAUUAGCCCGGACAACGAGGAUGACCUUGUCAAGAUCUUGAAGCUUGCAUCAUCAAACAAUGUCCCAUUUCUGGCCACUGGAGGGCGUCACGGAUACACCACUACCUACGGCCGCCUCCAAAACGGUCUGGCUAUCGACCUGAGCCAUUUCAACUCCUGGGAGUUGAACGAAACUGCUAGAACUGUCACGGUGGGACCUGGCGUCACUGUUGGCGAAGUCCUUGACCCAUUAUACGACGCCGGCCUUGCGAUUCAAACCGGCAGUUCACCUUGCCCCAGCCUGAUUGGAGUCUCGCUCGGCGGUGGCAUUGGACGAUAUCAGGGUGUCUACGGCUUGAUUGCAGAUGCACUGGUUUCAGCGCGCUUGAUCACAGCUAGCGGUGAUAUUCUCAACGUGUCAAAGGAUUCCCACCCGGAUUUGUUCUGGGCCAUCCGCGGAGCAGGCUCGAAUUUCGGCAUCAUUACGUCGGCUACCUACGAAGUCCACCCGCUGAUCGACGAUGGAGAUGUUUUCGUCGGUGAGUUCCUCGUCACAGCGGAACAGAGCUCCGAGUUCUUCAGUGUGUUGGAGUCCAUGAGUCCUCUGCCGGCUGAGCUGUCCUCAAUCGUGAUCAUUGGGUUUGAUACCACCACGAACAAGGUACAAUUCGCUUAUAUAGGACACGAAGAGGCAGGGCGUAAGGCUAUGGCACCAAUCCUCAACUUGAACCUCACAGUGACCAGAUUGACCGUCGACCCAUGGAACAAGCUUCUAGACAACACAUUCGGUGGCAUCAUUGAGGCCAUCUGCCAGCCCAACUUAGCCCGCGACCUGUACAGUUUGAACAUCAAGAACUACUCGGCAUCCACGUACGAUGCGACAUUUGCUAAGAUGGAUAGAUUCUACGCCAGGCACCCCGACGCGCGGGAUGCCGUCGUUCAAAUUGAGUUUUUCCCCAACCAAGCCAUGGCGGCUGUGCCCUUGGAUUCAACGGCGUUUUCUUGGAGAGAUUCAACAGGAUACGUGAACUUCAUCCGGUAUGGCCACGGUGCUAAUGCCACAGCCAGGGAUGAUGCCAUAGCCAAGGCCGAGAUCGCUCUCGGGUUGGAGAUCCGCGAUGACCUCGCGGCCACUUCUGGGUAUCCGGAGCUCACUGUAUUCGUCAACUACGCGCAUGGCGACGAGAGGCAGGAGCGCAUCUACGGCAAAGAAAAAUUGCCCCGUCUAGCAGCUUUGAAGAAGAAGUGGGAUCCACAUCAGAUUUUCUCUUUCAACAACGGAUUGCCCACCCACUAUCCGUGA